Danio aesculapii is the source of this 480-nucleotide messenger RNA. Its product is annotated as myozenin-3-like. Gene Ontology annotation, molecular function: telethonin binding; actin binding; FATZ binding. The transcript is spliced from 4 exons. Gene Ontology annotation, cellular component: actin cytoskeleton; Z disc. Bases 1 to 465 code for a protein of 154 amino acids. The record is from RefSeq and is a predicted model, not a curated record. NCBI's taxonomy places the organism in Eukaryota, Metazoa, Chordata, Actinopteri, Cypriniformes, Danionidae.
AUGAGCAUCAGCUCGGGAUACAGCCUGAUGCAGGAAUAUGGACACCCACAGGUCUUGGAUCGCAUUCAGAUGCAGAAGUCUAGCUCCACCAUUUUGCCCUUAGAGGAAAACCUUCUAGGCCAAAGUGCCACAGAAGGGGAGCAAGGAAGUGAGCAAUUCACCUCUGAAAUCUACAUCACCCAGCCUGGAAAGAACAGCCUGGUCACCACACUCAAGCAAACAGUGGCUAAAAAAGGAAACCCAAGCAUGCUUGCACCUGGUUAUGGGGGGCCUCUGAAAGAGGUUCCUCCAGAAAAGUUCAACGUCACAGUGAUUCCCAAGUCUUACCAAUCGCCAUGGGAGAAAAAGCCCAUUGACCGUGAAACACUUCUGGCUGCUCUCAAUGCUCAACUGCCUGAGGCCAACCUUACAACACUCACCCCAGCCGACUACAAAUGUUUCAACAGGUACCCAAUAAAGAGAUAGUUCACAUAAAAAUGA